Molecule: messenger RNA, 10747 nt
Organism: Prinia subflava (tawny-flanked prinia)
Lineage: Eukaryota; Metazoa; Chordata; Aves; Passeriformes; Cisticolidae
Gene: DUSP16
Product: dual specificity phosphatase 16
Exons: 8
Coding region: 611-2596 (661 amino acids)
Biological process (GO): negative regulation of MAPK cascade; protein dephosphorylation
Cellular component (GO): nucleus; cytoplasm
Molecular function (GO): MAP kinase tyrosine phosphatase activity; protein tyrosine/threonine phosphatase activity; MAP kinase tyrosine/serine/threonine phosphatase activity
Source: RefSeq, a predicted model, not a curated record
GAAGAGGAGGAGGAGGGGGAGGGAGGUGAGGGAGAGGCGGGCGGUGGGAGCCCUCCCUCCCUCCUCCCGCAUGCCCUUCCCCGCCGCCCCCUCACCUCCGGAGGAGAGCGCCCGCAGUGGACAGGUCGCUACCCCGGCCCGGGCGGGCUCCGGCCGCCUCCGCAGGUGGUAAUUCCUUCUGCUGGCCUUUUUAUGUGGACCACCUUCUGUCUUGUUCAGCCCACAUAAAUUGUGACUUAAAUGUAGGCACUCAGUCUGGUGUAAAGCUGAUGGGUGGGAGCAAAGGUAAAGAAUGAUGUAAUGCAGCAGCAGCCAGAAAGCAUCUUUUGUGUGAAUUGUGAAAUGGCUACUCCGUAGUCAUCUCCCCAUGAAUCAGACGCGAGGGGCUGCUUUGUGGAGCCAACCCUUUGUACAUCAACUGGAAGCAGGAGGAGACAUUCAGUCCAAGAGCUCUUUCUGAAAAUGGAAUUAACUUUUCUUUUGCCAGUCACUACCAGCAUGACCUCAUACACUUCUAGUACAAUGGUGUGGCUAAGCCUUUGAGUACACAGCCAUUACAUCAUCGCAGCAAAUUAGAGAGGGAGGUGGGGACAGAGGCCUUGCUGUUGUCAUGGCCGAUGAGAUGAUCAGGACCCAGCUCAUAGUCGCUGAGAAGUUGGUGGCUUUGCUGGAAAGCGGCACAGAGAAGUUGCUGCUGAUUGAUAGCCGCCCCUUUGUGGAGUACAACACCUCCCACAUCCUGGAUGCCAUCAACAUCAACUGCUCCAAGCUCAUGAAGCGCCGGCUGCAGCAGGACAAAGUUUUGAUCACAGAGCUCAUUCAGCAUUCAGCAAAACACAAGAUUGAAAUCGAUUGCAAGCAGGAAGUGGUGGUGUAUGACCAAAGCUCUAAAGAUGUGACCUCUCUCUCAUCUGACUGCUUUCUUACUGUGCUCCUGGGCAAACUGGAGAAGAAUUUCAGCUCUGUGUAUCUGCUUUCAGGUGGAUUUGCUGAGUUCUCCAGCUCUUUCCCUGGUCUCUGUGAAGGAAAAUCCACACUCAUCCCUACUUGCAUUUCUCAACCCUGCCUCCCUGUUUCCAACACUGGCCCAACUCGGAUCCUGCCUCAUCUCUACCUGGGGUGUCAGCGAGAUGUCCUCAACAAGGAGCUGAUGCAGCAGAAUGACAUUGGCUACGUCCUGAACGCCAGCAAUACUUGUCCAAAGCCCGAUUUUAUUCCAGAAUCCCAUUUCCUCAGAGUGCCUGUGAAUGACAGCUUUUGUGAGAAAAUUUUGCCUUGGUUGGAUAAAUCAGUCGAUUUUAUAGAAAAAGCAAAAGCAUCCAAUGGCCGUGUGUUGGUGCACUGCCUAGCUGGGAUAUCUCGCUCUGCCACAAUUGCCAUUGCAUACAUCAUGAAAAGAAUGGAUAUGUCCUUGGAUGAAGCUUACAGAUUCGUGAAAGAAAAGAGGCCAACCAUUUCUCCCAACUUCAACUUCCUGGGCCAGCUCUUGGACUUCGAGAAGAAGAUCAAGAACCAGAGCGGUCAGCCCGGCCACAUCAGCAAGCUGAAGCUGCUGCACUUGGAGAAGAGCAGCGAGCAGGUGCAGGUGCUGGAGGGGGCACAGGGCAGCGUGUGCAGCAGCCAGCUGUGCCUAUCCAGCAGCCAGCUCUGCCUCUCCUCCAGCAACCAGCUCUGCCUCUCGGCCGCCCCGGAGCUGCGGGAGCCGCAGCCCGCGGCCCCGCCGGAGGACGGCCCGCUGCUGCAGGGCAUCAACGGGCUGCACGUGUCCCGGGACAAGGUGGAGGACAGCACCCGCCUGAAGCGCUCCUUUUCCCUGGAUAUCAAAUCCGUGUCCUACGCGGCGAGCGGCGGCUGUGUGGCCGCGGCGGUGCAAGGCUUCGCCUCCUCCGAGGACACGCUGGAGUACUACAAACACGCGGCGGCCCUGGAGGGCGGCAGCAAGCCGUGCCAGUUCUCGCCCGUGCAGGAGGUGUCGGAGCAGAGCCCGGAGAGCAGUCCCGACAAGGAGGAGGCGGCGCGGCCGCAGGAGGGGCCGGGCCCGUGGCCGCCGGACGGUGCGGCCCCACGGCCACACGCGGGCCACCCGCCGCGGCCCCUGCUGUACCCGCUGCACCGCAGCGGCAGCGUGGAGGACACCUGCAGAACGAACUUCGUGUUCGGCCUCUCCACCAGCCAGCAGCACCUGGCCAAGUCGGCCGCGGGGCUGGGCCUCAAGGGCUGGCACUCGGACAUCCUGGCCCCGCAGCCCUCGUCGCUCACCAACAGCUGGUACUUGGCCGCGGAGUCCUCGCAUUUCUACUCGGCCUCGGCGGUGUUCGGCGGCGGCGCGGCGUUCCCCGCCUACAGCUGCGGCCAGCUGCCCUCGGGCGGCGAGCAGCCCGGGGCCGUGCGCCGCCGCGCCCGCCACGCCGACCGCGGGGACUCCCGGCGCAGCUGGCACGAGGAGAGCUCCUUCGAGAAGCAGUUCAAGCGCAGGAGCUGCCAGAUGGAGUUCGGCGAGAGCAUCCUGGCGGACAACAGAGCCAGAGAGGAACUGGGCAAAGUAGGCAGUCAGUCGAGCUUUUCAGGCAGCAUGGAAAUCAUUGAAGUGUCCUGAGGGGCGGAGGCUCGUGUGACUGUGGCACAGCUGCUUCCCUUUGCAGGCCGCUCCCCCAGGGCCCGAGAGGUCCCUAUAAAUCUGAAACUUUGGGUGAAAAGGUGGAGGGAGGGAAGAAAGGGAGGCUUUGCUGCGAGCCAGGGAAAGGUUGGUACUGCAGGGAAGUGAGCACGGCCUCUGCCUGAGGAGACCGAGCGUGCUGCUGGGCUUUUCCCCACCCCGGGAGAAGGGCAGAACAUUUCACAGACCUUUCCCUGCCAGAGGAAGCAAUUCUAUGCAAUGGAUUGCACAUCCUUUCCGUGGCUUUUAACAAGGAAGCUCUCCUGGUGUCAAAGCCUUUCUCUGGUUCUGCCGAACCACGCUCCUACUUGUCAGAACUAGUUUUGUUCUCCCCUCCCCACGCCCGAUGUCUUCACCAGUGCACCUUAGCCCUGACACUGAGCCAACCUCUGGAGGGAGACCUUUUUCCUGUGAGGAAAGGAGCUGGGAGCGAUUCCAAAGGCCAUAGGGACCGGUUACAGCAAGGCUGGUCUGAACACAGCGUUCAGACAGAUGUAAAUACUGGUGUAACUAUUGUUCUAAUGGAUAGGCUUUAGGUGAUUCGCUAGAGAGCUGCUUCAGAGAAAAAAAAAAACCCAGUACCUCAAAAAUACACAAAAUAAACUAGGGCUUUAUGGCUGCCACAUGCUGGUAGUCAGUUCAUAAGCAAUGUGAACAAGUAAUGACUGGCCACAUUUGAUUUUUUUUUUUUAAAGCUGUCUACGCACAAGUGUUUCAGUUGGCUCAGCAGCAAUUCUUAAAAGAAGAUGAAUGAACCAUACUUGGGACUGUUUCCCUCAGUCUUUUGAUACAGUAUUUGUAUUUUUGAUAUUAAGCUGGCUUCUGGGAGAGGGGUAGCUGCUUUGGCUUCUAAGCUAUAAAGGAGUGGUUGAUAGGUAGAGCUACAUGCAAGAGAAGUGGCUGCUACAAGUGGCCACAACACGCUUUUCUUGCCCAUUAACAAUUCAAUUGCUGAAAAACAAUUCAAAUGUUUGGGUUUUUUUAAGGUAAAAAUGAGCUGGGGUGGGCUUUUGUCCUUAACUGAGCGGUUCGAGGGUGGAAGUGCAGACACUCAAGGCUGUACCAUGUCCUCAGCACCCCGGGGCAGGCACCUCCAGCCUGAGGAGGUGUCACAGCCCUGGUUUCACAGGGGAUGAGGCACAGCCCUUCCCGUUUUUGAGUGACCCAGGUGCUUCCCCUCCCACCUGGGCUGCUGCUCACCUUGGGCUACGUGUGCAGGUUGCCAUGAGAGGUUUAUGGUCAGCAAGGGGUGGUACCAGAGCCACUGUGUAAAGCUGCAUCCUUCCUGCCCCAGGGCCUUCCCCAGCAGCCCUCAGAACACGUGUGUUGAGGGGAAACUAUAUUGUUUUGUCCCAUUUCAGUGCAGGCAGCUGAAAACUGUAGUAACAAAUAAUUAACCCUGGCCAACAGCUUUAAAAAAAAAAUUGUCAGCAGCAAACUGAAGCCCUAAUUCAAGUCAGCAGCUUGGGUUAUGUGUGGGGUUUUUUUACUGUAAGUUUAGCUAGUUUGUGACUCAAAUCUCAGGUUUUACUAUAUUGAAAAGUGCAGAAGAUUUUUGUCAUUGUUUUGUUUUGUGGCUAGGAUGUGACUUUAAUUUCCUACAAUGGACCGUUGAAAAUAGCACUGAAAGCUACAGCGUUGAUUAACUUGAUCCUGAAAAGUGCAAAAGGCACAGAGAGAGGAGGCACCAGGAGUCACUGAGCCCAGAGGUUCCUUGUGCUGCGUGUGCAAGGCUGGACGAAGGGCCUGGGCAAGGGAGAGGCUGACAUCACCCUGGACACUGUGUCAGGUGCUGCCACUUGUCUCUGUUUACAUCUCCAGUGGAAGUGAUUACAUCACGGCUAUUUUCAGCUCUGUAUUUGCCUGUGUAAACAGUUGAACAGGGCUCCUCUCAGCUACACUUCAGGAAAAGCCCGUGGCUUUGAUUUAAACCAGUUAAUGGGAGUUAACAGUAGAGGCAGACAGGGACCUUCCUCUUUUGUGCUCCCUCAGACAUGCGUGUUCUCCCCUUCUUUGUAUGUUUGGAGUUGGUUUGGUUGAUCGCCUUCUGAGGAACUGAAAUCUGCUCUUGUGGCUCCUCGUGAUUCCCAGUGUGUUCUGGAUGAAUCCAGGGUGUAGGCUCAGUACUUACAGGGGCAGGUUCCCACACGAGGAAGCCUUAACCCCAUGUGCUGCACAGGGUGGUGCCCUGGCUCAGACCUGAACUAGAGUCCUGUCCCUGAACAAUACUGGAAAUGUUUGCAGAAGUCUGGAAAGCAAAGUGGGGGAUGUGAGAGGGAAAAAUGUGUACAUGUUCAAUAUGAAUAUAAUGUAUGGCAUUUGGUGUGUGACAUACUUGGCAUGUUUGGUGUAUGGCAAGGUGAAAUGGUUCAGAGAGAUGUGAGUUUCUCAUCUUGUUGUGUCAUGAGCAUUACCUGUAUGUUAUGAUGAAAUAAAAUCAGAAAUGGUACCUGUUUAUACAGAAGGCUGAGGAAGGAGUGGUGGAGUGUUUUACCUGCAGCAGGACCGCAGCAGCCAGGAGAGCAGGGGCCUUGUCCUUCAUGGAACACCCCCUUCCCUGCAGGUGUGUUCAUGAAUGACAGAGCUGGAGCAGCUUUAGACCACUCCUCACAAGCAGUGGUGAUUUUACUGCACCAGUAACCAUUUUGGCCUCUUACCUGUUCCUGAUUGUCCCUCUUCUCCUGCUCCACUGAUGAGCAGUGGCACAGUCUGCAUUAACACCUUCCACUAAUCCAGGAGUGAGGAACCUGCUCCUCAGGCAGCUGGGGUGGUCUUGGUGAAGCAAGUAUUUGAAAUUACUGAAGAAUUACCCAGAAUGAACCCCAUGCUUUUUUCUCGCCUCCCUCCCAUAUUCUUGAAGCAUAAUUUAAUUACUCGUUUAAAUACUUGUUUUGACUAAUGCUGUCAGUCUUGAAGCAUUCAGAGCAAGUUCUGCUCGCUGAGAUUGGAGCACACCCCCAUUGCUGCUUCAGAGAAUGGUUUACACAAAUGUAGCACAGAUUAGAAUUAAAGAGGGCUGCCACAGUUGUAUCCUUGGAGGGGAAAGCUGUGAGUUUAUGUAACAGCAUCUUCAAACUCAGAUGCAGUAACAGAAGCCUUUUCUUUUGAGAGUUUCAAAGCACAAUCCCAGAAAGAGAAAUGCAAAAUCUUCAGCCUCUCUAAAAGAAACUGAACCAUCAGUCAGAGCACAAGCACCAACCUGUGUGAGUUUCUGUGCUCACUUUCUACAAACAAGAUGUAGCAGCUCUUAGGAAGAAAACAAGAACCGUGCAAACUCAAUGGCAUCAUCAGCUCCUUAGCCUACACAACAGGCUGACGUGACAAUUUUCAAAGAUUUAGCUGCUCACCCAACUCCAAAGUCCACUUCUGAUUGCAGUAGCUCUGUUUGUUCCCUCAGGUUGUGUUUUUUGAAGUGUUCACUUCAGCUUUCAGCACCCUCCUGCCUGCUUUGCAGGGCCUGCUCUGCCCCUGUUCCCUCCAUCCCUGCUGCCCUGGGAAGAGACAGUCUGACUCCCCCUCCAGUCAAAACCCCAGGGGCAACUGAAACGUGCCUCAUGCAUGUCAUCAACACUUUAUUUUCAUUUCACUGCCUGGCAUUACUGGGAAGAGGUCCCGAGGUCACUGGGCUCCUGAUGUACCCAUCACAGUGACAUUCCUGCAGUGAAGUGAACUGAAAACAGAGCAAACUUCCCCCGGCAGGGAUCAGGUAGCCCUGCCUUUGAGGGGGCUGGGGAGGAUAAGAGAGAAGAAAUGUGGGAAUUAGGGGAACUACUGUCUCUACUCACUGUAUUCAUCAGGUAAGUGCUCAAUAUGCUGUGGCUCACAGCACAAGUUACAAACUGACUUCUACCAGACAGUGGGGGCACAAAAAGCCCAGAACAAGGGGGACAGCACUAGGCUCCUAUUAAGACUGUUACUUUUUAAAUCCAAAAUCACUGCAAGUCAACCAAACUUACCCAGCCAGACACCUUAAUUAGCCAGCCAUCCACCUCACUAGUCUGUAUAUGUUAUUAUUCUGUGAUAAAAGUAUUCUAGCACUUUUAGACAGUGUGAUGUACACAACACCACAACUACAUUAUAGACACAAACCCACAACUGAGAAUUCAGGCAGAACAGUGUUCCUAAUACAUCAGCUUUGCCUGGCAACAGCAUUCUCCCUUUGAACCCUGCCUGUAAAGAACUUCUUGGCCUUCAGGUCCAAAUGGUUGCUCUGAGGCAAACUGAAGUGUUUCUGCCUUCAGCUAAUUCUGCAUUUCCAAGUAUAUUAUUAAGAGUCACCAUAAAUAGAAAAGGAAAGGGAGCUAUUUCUUGCCUUCUGCAACACCCACCCCUCUGGGAAGGGGCUGCUUUCCUGGCAUGUAAAAUGCUGCCAAACACUUCUGGAGCUCUGUCCUGCUGCAAGGGAUUCUCACUUUGAGGAGUGGAUUUCAGCUGCCAUUCCCGGGACCCUCACCAUGCUCCACUGCUGUACAAAGCCAGUGUGUGACACUACAGGCAAUGAUGAGGCUGGAGCAUCAGCCAUUUAAAAAACUCCCCAAAACAGCAGGAAAACAAAAAGAAACCCCAUAAAUUUGCCUCUCUUUAUUUAGUAUCACCUGUGCAGGUGAGAGUUCAUCACCAUUUUGCUUUCCCAAGGCCAAGUCCCAAGCAUCACUGCUCACAUCUUGUAUUCAGACUGGACAUCAGUGCCAACCAGAACUGGGACAGCACUGGGGGAACAAAAGCCAAGCAGCACUUUCUCUCAUUCUGGGGAUGUGUUUCCUCUCAAUCCCAGGGCAGCUUAAAUCAGCCACCUCCAUGGCACAGAGUGGGUGCAAAUAAAGCUGAGAUACGCCUGCACUGCCCAGACACCGCGGUGGGAAGUGGGAAUGAAGAAUGAGUAAUAAGACAAUUGGAGAAACAACACACUUGGAAAAAAGCCACACCAAAGGCUUUAAUGCUGGAGCUGUGGAACAUGGAGCAUGUAGGAAGCUGAACAGAGUAACCACCCAUAAACCAUGAACCAUUGCCACAAGGCUGGCAAUCCAAAUCCCCUCUGGCAGCUUGGGAACAGGAGGGAUGUUACAGCAGUACCUCGGAAACUACUACUAGAAUGUGUAUUUCUACUCUCUUCUGUGUAAAAGCUUGGGGGAGGGGGAAAACACACUUUAAAUAUUUAAGUAUAUUUAAAUAUAUUUAAUUUAAAAUACAUACAUUAAAAAAAAACCCCACACAAACUCUUCUCUCCCCUUCAGCAGAUCUUCACAGGCAUUGCCCUGCAGGUAGGUUGGCACUUUAGCACCUUGUCAAUGCAUUCAGUGACAAAAACAACGGAAACAACAAAGCAAACCUGCUCUGCAUGGGCAGCACAGAGACACAAGGAGCACCAGUGGCAGCACAACGGGGGAGCUGCAACAGCAGAGUCAGGGGAAGGGCCAGAGCAGCUCAGGCCAAAGAGGAACCACAGCCCCAGGGACUCGUCCUGCUCCCCAGCUUUUCACAAGAUCAUGUAUCAAGAAGCUCAGCCUGUACCCCAGACCACACCACCCCAGAAAGCAGAAAAAGGCAGCAGUGUCUGGUUUCAGGGGAGCACACCAGAUUAUUCCCUGCUCACAGCACUAAAUUUGUGGUAGCAGUAACAGCUGCUACAUUCGUGAAAGAUACCUGAGGCCUCUUCCAAGAGCGUUUGGCUUGGAGGAGGAAAUUCAUAAGCAGAAAGGUGAUUCCAGUCACAUCUCCAGCCUCCUGCUGGAGUCACAUCUCCUCCUCCAGCCUGGGAGGGAAGCAUCAGUCUCACCCUGAGCAUCACUUGCAUCUGAGCUGAAACUGAAAGCAGCACAUGCAGCAAAGCCAACAAGGAGCAGCCAAGCAACAAACAGCAGCUUGAGAAGAUGUGGGAGGCCAUGUCCCCCCCUCAGCAAGAGGGCCAAAGACUUACAGUUCCUGAAGGCAGUGACAAUGUUUUAAAUAAAACUGUAAACCAUCGUUGAAGGGCAGUUAGAGGGUGCAUGCUUCUUACAGUACCCAUGUGAGAGACUAUUACCUAUGCAAUGGAGGUGAUUACAUGUGAGCAUUGGAAAAGGCUGGCAUUCACAUUUCAGCUCGAAUUUCUUUCGAGUUACUACAGCUUCUACAACCUGCCCUCGCUGUUCAAGCAGCUCUGUCUGUGGGGCCCAGCAGCACAGCCACAAGCUUAAAGACCAGUGUUCCUAGGAACAAACCUUUUCUCCCAUUCUCAGGCCAGUGCCUUGGUGUUUUCUGGCAAAUGAGGAAGGAACUGAUUUGCAGCGCUCGCUCCUGCAGCCUUCAGUUUCGAUUCCUUGGCCCUCAUUAGCUCUGCAGGGAGCAAUGCUUUCAUCUGAUACUUAAUGGCCUGAGGCCAAAUGCCUACAAGCCUCAGAGAAGUGUCUUACAGCAGAGAACAUCUGCCUGGAGUAUCAGGAUCUUCCCACUGGCACAGGCUUCCAGCACACCAGGGUGUGGGACACUGAUGAUCCCGUCUGGCAGACAGCUGAAUGUCGCACAUUUCAAACAUCCAGACAGCAUCAUCUGGACAAAGAGGACAAAAAAGGCUGCAGCCACUAUUUAAAGCAGCUCAAUAUUCUGAUGUGUCUGAUGGUGGGAGGCAGAGACACAUUCCAUGAUGGACAAGGAGGACCCAUAAGGGCAUGGCCAUGACAAGCAGCUUCUCCUGGGUUAAGUCUCACGUAAGCUUUUAACAGUUCAAGUGCAAAACGUGGCUGGCAGGAAGCUUGAACAAGGACGGAAUGCUGAUGUUUUAUCCUGGGCAACACACAGCAUAUGGCUAUGCAUGUAAAACCUCUGGGGUGGGAGCAGCAGGCAAGGAGACCUGCUGCCUUUGCUAAAAACCCUCCUGCUGAGUUCCCUGCUCUCCCUGAAGCAGUCAGUCCCACUUCCCAGGGCAUCAUUCCAGGAGGCUUCAUUUGUACAGGACUCUGCUUCUAGAUAGUUCAGCAGGCCCUGGGAUCCAACCACCACCAUGGUUCAGAUGCACAUCUAAGUUGGCUACAGUCUGCAUGACAAAAAUUCAUGCCACAUGGCCUUUGGGAAUGCAACAAGAGAACAGCCUGUUGCUUCUUGCCACCAGGCAAGAAUUACUACAAUCAAAAACCUACUGCAGUCUUACUUCCAAAUGCUCAGAGACAACCUUUUGCUUAAUAAAUGCUCUUAAGUACUAAGACUUAUUGAAGCAGGCUGCCUUUGGCAAGUGACCCCACCUUGUGCCGUACUGGAAGCUGGGUUCACUGUCCUCACUGCUGGAACUGCACUCGUGACACACAACAGCCCUUGGGGUCCCUGGGCUCUUCAGCCUUGGCUGGCCUGGGAGGAGGCAGGAACGUCCUGCUGCCUUUGGAGCAGGAGGCUGAGAAGGGUUUCAGUCCCUCAGCAGUGCCACCGGCAGCUCCCAGUACAAGGGCAGCUAAACCAACACACAGAGCCAAAGGACUGCUCCUGUCUCUCCCUCCACCCUCACACCCUCACACCGGGAAAAAGGAGCACCAAGUUAACUCAAGUGUCCCAAUAAAAAAAGACACCUUGUGUCUUUUUGUGAGCAGGCUGGUACUGGUGCUUAUCAGAGGGAUACAAAAUGCCACCAGCUGGGGCAUGGGGACGUUGUCAGGGCAAGGGGGAGAGGAACACUAAGGUUUCCUUUAUAUUAACAGAUAUACAUAUCUAAAACAGUUACUCCUUUACAGCCCCAUAAAUUAGUGAGCCCACAGAAACAGGAGCCUCAAGGACAUGCCAAAACCCUGCUGUGCAAACCACGUUAAUUAUGAUAAUGGCCAGAUUUUAAUAAGCCAGUUCCUGGCUCCCACACUUUCACCUAUAAAACACACAGAUUUCCAAGGCCAGGAGAUCUCAGAAAUACCUUCCAGCCAUCUAAUUGUCUAAACCCCAGUGGCACAAAAAACAUGUUAGAGGGUUCAUCACACCCCAUAUCCCUUUGAAUUUUUUUAGUAUAAAAAAUAAAAUAAAUCAGACGAAAGGAAAUUCCUCCUCUGUAAACCCCAACUAGUCACAUAAAUGAAACCAAUGUGUCUGCACAGGCGGUGUAGUGGCAAAGGGGACAGGAGGGCACGAGGAGGGAGA